UGAGAGAAAACGAACGCUUAUGCUAGCCGCGAAAAUCAAAGUUAUGAAAACCAAAGGGAAGAAGAUCCGCAACUCGAGCAAGCCGUUUGAGGAAAUUUUUGAAGACGAGCCAAGUCAUUCAACUUCGAUAAACAUGAUGAGCCAAGACAAUUCCAUCCUUUCUACCUCGAUGAACACACUCUCAGCGGUCUCAAUUAGCAUUCCGGAAUGCAAGCCAAUUGAUAAGAUGGAAGAAAUCGAUCGCAGAUCGUUCGAAAAUUGGAAGGAGUUAUUGGAGGCAUCGAUGGAGCUCGCAGGUAUUGCAGAUGAGAAUACUAAAAACAAUGUAUUCAAAGUAAAAGCCGGAUCAAUGCUACGGGAAGUCCUGGAAGGGACACCUACAUUGUCAAUUCCAGAUGUAGCCAUUGCCCUUUACUCAAACGCUAUGAAACGAUUGGGGAAUUUCUUUAGUUCUCGAGAAUAUCGCCUGGUGCAGCGACAGAAGUUCAGAUCGUUGACGCAAAAUAUGGAGGAAUCGGAUUUAAAAUAUUUGAAGCGUGUGAUAGCUGCGGCUACGUUGUGCGACUUCGACGAAGAAAAGUUAACGGAAGGUGUUACAGAGGUUAUACAACUACAUGCGCUCAAUGCUAAAGUCCGAGAAGCGGGACGUAAGAUUAUGCGCAAGGGAGGUACCCUAGCGGCACUCGUGGAAAAAGUUCAGGGAUAUGAAGUGCAUAAAGCAAAUGAGGAGAUUUUCAUGAAAACACAUCAGCCGGCUAUGGAAGCCAGAGUAGCAGUGGUUACGCGCGGAAGGGUCGAAUCUGUGGCACCUCCUCUAGGUGCUCGUGGAAGAAAUUUCGGGUUUCAAGGACGACCAAAUUGGAGAAGCUUCAUAAACUCGGGAGGCAAUUUUAGCCAGAGCGGUUCAAAAGCCCCAAACAAGCCGAUUGCCUGCUGGAGAUGCACCAGUCAAUUCCAUGCACCAUCUCAAUGCCAUGCAACUGACAAAGUUUGUCGAAACUGCAAGAAAACAGGCCAUAUCAAACGCGCCUGUCGGCAAACUUCUACGUCUAAUACGCUCAAACGUCGGGCCAGCCGGGACGAAGAGGGACCGGUUAAGUCAAGAAAAAUUGCGACGGUAACAAAGGAGGAGAAUGAAAAGGAAGAAACGAAUAUUGUAAGUGCCUAUUCGACUUGAACUGGCGAAUACAUUUUUACUUGAAAUCUUGAGUUUAUAUGAGGUUAUCAGACGAGUAGCUGUGGCCAUUACCAGAUCUCAGGAUAUGAAAUUACAUGGUGGACAUAUCAUCGGCCGAAUUGCAAAUUCCGCAUCUAUAAUAUUUCUGAUUGAUUCUGGUGCGGAAGUAAUCACCGUAGAUGAGUAUAUGUUUGAUAAGUUGCGAAAUGAUAACACUACCAGGAAACAGUUGUAUUGUGUUUCGAAAGGCACAGACAAGCCACUUCGUGCGUACGCUAGCCCAGGCGAGAUCAAUGUUGUAGGAACUUUUGUGGCUGAACUAUUCAUUUCCGAGAACCGCCCGUGUUUUUUCGAGAAAUUUUAUAUUAUAAAAGGCGGUAAACUAUUACUCGGCAGGGACACAGCUCUCAGAUACAGUAUUUUGCAGUUAGGACUCGAUGUGACAGUCGUAAGCACAGUUGAUAGUGAACACCAUGCAGUUAGAUUCCCUGGAGAAAUCCUCGCUUUGAUAGCGGUCGACGAAUUUCCUAAAUUUAACGUCCCGCCAGUUAUUUUGUCUUGGUGGUGGUGGUGGAUGGUGGUUUGGUAGUGUCACCAUCGCGCAGAUCUUCACUAAUAUCCCCUUGCCUUUUCGCGAAGAGACGGAACGUAGCUUAAAAGACCUCCUGGCUACUGGAAUUAUAGAGGUUGUUACAGAUUUAAUGGACAGGUCAUUUUGUUCAUCGUUAUUGGUCGUUCCUAAAGGAAAAGAUGAUAUUCGUUUAGUAGUAGAUCUAAGGGGACCCAACAAAUGUAUCAUACGUACACCUUUUAGAAUGCCAACACUGGAGGAGAUUUUAGCCGAUCUUCACGGUGCCAAAUGGUUCUCAACUAUCGAUCUUACUAGCGCAUUUUUUCACGUAGAAAUCGCAGAACAAUCGCGACAUCUGACAAAUUUUUUUGCGGGAAAUGCCACGUAUCGUUUCAAAGAUGAAAAGUUAAAGGCAGUCCAAAACUUUCGUAGGCCAGAGACCGUGCACGAAGUAAAAAGUUUUCUGGAAUUUUUGAAUUUUUCGGAACGAUUCAUUUACAUGCGAGCUGAUAAGACAAAAUACUUACGCGAGCUAGCAAAAUCUAAUUCAUUUUACUGGACAAAGGCAGAAGAAGAGGAGUUCUUAUUCCUUAAACACGAGGCACUAACUUUGAUCGCUAGGUUCGGAUAUUUUAGCUACAAGGACGAGACAGAGCUUUAUGUAGAUGCAUCUCCAGUGGGCCUAGGCGCGGUACUGGUACAAUUGAAUGUGGAUGGGAAGCCAAGAAUUAUAGCAUGUGCUUCAAAAGCGUUAACCCGAACGGAACAAAAAUACCCUCACACGAAACGAGAAGCUUUGGCAAUAGUGUGGGGAGUAGAACGGUUUACAUUUUAUCUAACGAGUAAAUCGUUUACCAUUCGAACAGACUCCGAAGCCAAUGAAUUUAUCUUCGGCGAGUGUUGUCGCCAAGGUAAGCGGGCAGUUACAAGGGCUGAAGCAUGGGCGUUGAGAUUGCAGGCUUACGACUUCACCGUGAAGCGCAUUCCAGGUCACUUGAAUGUGGCGGAUGCUUUAUCGCGUUUGUUGAAUCAAACCCGAGAAGAAGAACCUUUCGACGAAGAUAGCGAUAGGCAUCUUCUGUACACACUAAGCGGAGGAUUUAUGAGCAUUACGUGGAAAGACAUCGAACAGACAUCUGAAAAUGACAUUGAGUUAAUCGCUGUGAGAACGGCCAUUAGGUCCGGGCGUUGGCCGGAGAGCCUUCGAAGAUAUGAGGCCGAGCGCAAAUCCAUAAGAUUGUUGGGCUCAAUGGCUUUCAAAGACGACAAAAUUAUUCCACCUUUUGAUUUGCGGUCGAAAAUUUUAUCUACAGCCCAUGAAGGUCACAUUGGUAUUUCGGCAAUGAAACGUAUAAUGAGAGUAUUUUUGGUGGCCCAACAUGAGCAAGGACGUGGAAGUUUUUGUGAAGAAAUGCGAGGCAUGCUGGCUUAUAACGAGGAAAAACCCGCCAAUACCGCUGACCAAUCGUGUCUUACCCGAUGGGCCUUGGCAAGUGCUACAAAUAGAUUUUUUAUCUAUACCAGGUUGUGGAUCAGGUGAAUUCUUAGUAGUAGUGGACACGUAUUCACGAUACUUGGCCGUUUGCGAAAUGAAAGGCACGGAUGCAAAGAGCACUACAUUGGCACUUAACGGAAUAUUCCAAACAUGGGGAUUACCCCUUACUAUGCAAAGCGACAAUGGUCCUCCUUUCCAAGGGAGCGAAUUUGUUACAUACUGGGAACAAAAAGGGGUAAAAAUCUAUAAAUCAAUUCCCUUGAACCCGCAGUCGAAUGGGGCCGUCGAAAGACAAAAUCAGGGAAUAAUCAAAGCUCUAGCUGUAGCCAAGCAACAAGGAGGUAUUUGGAAAGAAUUUCUAGAUUCUUACGUACGCAUGCAUAAUAAUAUAAAACCACAUGCUCGUCUGGGUAUAGCACCAUUCGAAUUAUUAGUGGGUUGGCGUUACCGGGGAUUCUUUCCGAGCCUUUGGGAAACAAAAUUAACAGAUGAAGUGGAUAGAUUUGACGUGCAGGAACAGGAUACAUUUUCAAAGCUAGUUAGCAAAUCUUACGCAGACUCCCGACGAGGUGCACAUAACCGCGGGAGAUAAGGUUUUAAUCUCAUUUCCAAAGAAGAACAAGAUAGAUGGAACAUUUUCUCCUGAGCAAUAUACGGUGUUAAUUCGGCAAGGAGCAAAAGUAGUCGUCCAGAACGAGCGAGGAGUGCAAUAUUCCCGAAAUGUUGGUGAUUGUAAGAAGGCGCUGGUAACAGAACAACCCCUGUCAGAGACUAGUACUCACAAAGUGUUGUCGUCGGCACAAAAGGAUCCUGAAGAUAAAUCAGUUCAGCAUUCCGAAGAUAGUACUGUGAUUGUUUCGGAAGAAAGACCCAAAAGGGAAGUGAGAAAGCCUGAAAAACUAAAAGACAUGUUUUUGUAUAAAAUUUAUCAGUAGAGUAGGAGUGGCGG
Messenger RNA from Anopheles stephensi (Asian malaria mosquito), 4192 nucleotides. RefSeq lists its product as uncharacterized. Bases 20 to 1177 code for a protein of 385 amino acids. The transcript has 2 exons. The record is from RefSeq and is a predicted model, not a curated record. Gene Ontology annotation, molecular function: zinc ion binding; nucleic acid binding. Lineage: Eukaryota; Metazoa; Arthropoda; Insecta; Diptera; Culicidae.